Messenger RNA from Otolemur garnettii (small-eared galago), 363 nucleotides. RefSeq names its product histone H4. Gene Ontology annotation, biological process: nucleosome assembly. Bases 20 to 331 code for a protein of 103 amino acids. The record is from RefSeq and is a predicted model, not a curated record. The transcript has a single exon. Lineage: Eukaryota; Metazoa; Chordata; Mammalia; Primates; Galagidae. Gene Ontology annotation, molecular function: DNA binding; protein heterodimerization activity; structural constituent of chromatin. Gene Ontology annotation, cellular component: nucleosome.
UGCUGAUUUGAUCUUCGUCAUGUCUGGUCGCGGCAAGGGAGGAAAGGGCCUUGGUAAAGGUGGAGCUAAGCGCCACCGUAAGGUUCUGCGAGAUAACAUCCAGGGCAUUACUAAACCUGCAAUUCGGCGCUUGGCCCGCCGCGGCGGAGUUAAGCGUAUUUCUGGCCUCAUUUACGAAGAGACUCGCGGGGUUCUCAAGGUAUUUCUGGAGAACGUAAUCCGAGAUGCUGUCACCUACACGGAGCAUGCAAAGCGCAAGACGGUGACCGCCAUGGACGUGGUGUACGCACUCAAGCGCCAGGGUCGCACCUUGUAUGGCUUCGGCGGCUAGUCGCGUUAGCUUUUUGCUCUUAUGUUUUCAAA